AGUGGCAGACAGCUCAGGGGGAGCAGCGAGAGCCAGCAGCACCCACGACUUGUCACAACAUUGUGAAAUUAGUUUUGCUCUUUCUCGCCAGAAGUUUUAGUCUGUUCAAAGCUCGGUCGAGGGUAUAAACCUCUCUGCCUCGGACUGAAAGGGGAAAUUUGUCUUUUAACCACAGUUUUGCGGCUCACCCGUUAACAUGGGGAGGAAUGGCGGGGUUUUAACGUUUACCUAAAUUCGCGUAACGUUAGCUAGCAUCCUGCGAUAAACUUAGUUUUUUAACCGACAGGAUCAACAAGAAACUGUCUCUUUUUAAUUGCGGAAGAAGGGGCUAACUUAACAGCACUUUUCUCUUGUCUUUGCAUUUUUUUAAAAUUAUUUUUUGCCCUCUGGAUUCUGUUAUCAUGACGCCCGACCUCCUUAACUUCAAGAAGGGGUGGAUGUCCAAACUGGAUGAAAAUGGAGAGUGGAAGAAGCACUGGUUUGUUUUGACUGAUGCUGGACUGAAGUACUACAGAGAUUCGGUCGCAGAGGAGAAAGAUGACCUAGAUGGGGAGAUUGACCUAAAAUCCUGUAUGAAGGUGUCAGAGUUUGAUGUGGAGAAGAACUAUGGAUUUCAGAUACAGACGCGGGAGGCGGUGUUCACUCUUUCCGCGAUGACGGCGGGGAUAAGACGGAAUUGGAUUGAGGUUUUGAGGAAGAGUGUCCGACCCAGCAGCUCUCCAGACCUCACGCAACUUCAUGACAGCAGUAGUGACAAAGAAAACUCCCAUGCCCGGUCCUUGUUGUCCUCCCGUCGCUCACCCUCACGUCACGGUGAUGCCCAAUCAGAAGUACCAGCUGCCGCGCCUCCCACUCAACGCAGGUUUGACUACGUUGAGCUCUCCCCGGUUCCUGCUGCGUCCAGCCAGCUCCCAGCCAGUCAGAGAGAAGCUGGGGAGGGGCAGGGUAGGGAGCACAGCCAAUGGCAGGAGGACAGGAACAGAGAUGCCACAACUAGCCAAUGGGAGGCUGUGCUUUCCAGGAAGGGGCCAGGCUCGAACCAAAGGCUACGAAUGGAGGACGAAAUAGAGAAAAAGUGGGCCGAGAUUGAAAAGAUGCCAUUAAAGGAGAUGAGAUCCCUGCCACCAAUGGGAUCACGGUCUUCCAGCCAGUCAGCCAAUGAGGCGCUGCAGAGGGAGGUGGCGUCACUGAGGCAACAACUAGAGCAACUGCAAGUAGGAGGGGGAGGGAGAGUGGGGGUGGGUGGUGUAGGGGGAGGCUGUGGCCCUGCGGCCACCUGCAGCCGCAGCCUGGCGGCCAUGGAGCGUGCUCACCGGCAGGUGCUGGAAGAGCUGCAGAAGCAGCAUGACCGGCACACCAGGGAGCUGGAGUCGGAGAGAGACAGGCUGCUGCAGGAGGAGACCCAGGCCACUGCACAAGUGAUGGAGGCUUUGAAGAAGGCCCACAAGGAGGAGCUGGAGAGGGAGGUGGAGAAAGCCAAGAGGCUAAGCGGUGGAGUGAUGGAUUUACAGACUCUGCAGGCCCAACAACAGGCAGAAACACAGACACUACAGAGAGAGCUGGCUGGUUUGUCUGAGCGCUACUCUCAGAAGUGUCUGGAGCUGAACCGAGCCGAGCAGAGCAACGCUGACAGGGAGAGGGAGCUCAGCCGCAAGGAGAGAGACAUGGAGCAGCUGAGGAAGGAGAACCAGGACCUUCAGGCUCGGUUGGUGGAGGAGAUCAGCCGCAUCCGCUCUACCAUUGCAGGUCAAGGGUCAGAGGGCAUCUCCAAUGACAACAGAGACAGGACAUCCUGUGAACUAGAGGUUCUUCUCAGGGUGAAAGAAAACGAGGUGGAGUACUUACACAAGGAGAUCAGUUGUCUACGGAAUGAACUGCAGUUUCUCAACAUGGAGAAACGCCUGGCGUGCGAGCGAUAUAAGGAGAUGCACGAGGAGCUGAGUGGGAUGAAGGGCCGGAGCGAGCGGGAGAUCCAGAGUCUGAAGGAGCACCUGAGGCUCGCCAUGGCCGCUCUGCAGGAGGGACAGACGCUGGGCAACAGCCUGGACCACUGAGACCAGACGGACACGGGGACAGCUGUAUCUGUGCUGUGGUGACUGAAACAAAUGAGGAUCCAGUAAAGUAAGAAGACAAGAAAGAGAAGAUUGUGGGACUGGGAUUAUUGGACAAACUGGCCAUUUGGGAACCAAGAUAGUGCCUUAGCUUUCAAUCACUCUGCCAAUGAGCAGCAUAGAGUAGCUAUUAGCUGAUCAGUUUUACUACACUGGGCCGCGCAUGAGAGAUGAAUCUGCACUUUUUACAUUUUUAACUUUUUACUUUGUGUGUGUGUGUGUGUGUGUGUGUGUGUGUGUGUGUGUGUGUGUGUGUGUGUGUGUGUGUGUGUGUGUGUGUGUGUGUGUGUGUGUGUGUGUGUGUGUGUGUGUGUGUGUGUAAGAGAGAGAAAGAAAGAAAGCAUGUGAGUGCACAUUUGGUCUGAAAACUGGAAUAUUUGUUCAAACACACUUUUGUAUUAUCAGGUGUUGUAGAUAAAGAGAGCAUAACAUGGAUCUUCAACAGCCUGUACCGUAUUUGUCUGCUUUUUGUUUGCAUGAGCUGCUCCUGUUUUUGCUUGUGUCUCCUGCCCGGGUGGGACAGCGGCAGCGAACGCACCGUUACAGAAGCAGAGCUACUGUCAUCUCAGUUUACCAUUGUGUACGGCCUCGAGUCAUGUUUACCCUGUGAAAAUAGCAUGUUGUUUCUUCAGAAAUGGGGAUCUCAAUCAGUGGCUGUAAUUAUUAUUAUUAGCGUAUUUUUUACCCUGAAAUGUUUGCGCUAUG
This is a messenger RNA of Myripristis murdjan (pinecone soldierfish), 2816 nucleotides long. It is a transcript of the gene triobpb, whose product is annotated as TRIO and F-actin binding protein b. Lineage: Eukaryota; Metazoa; Chordata; Actinopteri; Holocentriformes; Holocentridae. Gene Ontology annotation, biological process: positive regulation of substrate adhesion-dependent cell spreading. The record is from RefSeq and is a predicted model, not a curated record. Bases 402 to 2054 code for a protein of 550 amino acids. The transcript is spliced from 13 exons. Gene Ontology annotation, cellular component: actin cytoskeleton. Gene Ontology annotation, molecular function: actin filament binding.